Linepithema humile (Argentine ant) is the source of this 1603-nucleotide messenger RNA. It is a transcript of the gene Sgf11, whose product is annotated as SAGA associated factor 11kDa. The record is from RefSeq and is a predicted model, not a curated record. Gene Ontology annotation, cellular component: SAGA complex; DUBm complex. NCBI's taxonomy places the organism in Eukaryota, Metazoa, Arthropoda, Insecta, Hymenoptera, Formicidae. Gene Ontology annotation, biological process: regulation of transcription by RNA polymerase II; positive regulation of DNA-templated transcription. Gene Ontology annotation, molecular function: transcription coactivator activity.
CGGGAUUUUAUCAAAAUUGUUAAAUAAAGUAUUUAAAAAAUGUCUUAAAAAAGGCAUCUUUAAGGCGUCCUAAAGAUAAAAAUUAGAAGUAGUCUGCUUUUUUCUAAUGUCUGAAGCUAGUGAACGGUAUUCUCUCCCACAUGCUGCUUGCGUCUCAAAUCUGGCGUCACUUCUCCCAAUACUGGGAGGAACCCACGCCACGGCUUGAUGCGCAUGUCGCAAAGCUGUCACUCGUGAACAAUCCUAAAUAGAGUAAUAUCAGGUUAAGUUUAAUAUACAGGGUGUCCCGAAAGUCCGGCCUUAAUAACAACUAAAGAUUAGAAGUAGCAAGAUUCUAAUAAAACUUUAAACACUAUAAAAAUACACAUAGCAACAAGUAACUUGGUUAUUUUCAAAACAAAGAUGUCUGUGACAGAAGAGAGGAUACAAGAGCUAAAUCGGCUCUUCUUGGAUUUUAUGAGCAAACCAGAGAAUGUGGAGGUAGCCACAAAAGAGAUCUAUGAAGAUUUGCUAGAUGAAGUAUUAAUGGGUUUUGUUUUUGAUGUGCAUCGCACCACUAAGACAGGUAGUUCUGAUGUCGAAGAAGGCAUCCCAGAUGAUGAAUCUUAUGCCAUUGUCGAUUCGCCCGGACUGGAUGUCUUUGGCCAGCAUCCAGUGAAAAAGUCACAGGAAUGCACUUGUCCGAAUUGUGAGCGUGGUGUGGCUGCAUGCAGAUUUGCUACCCACCUGGAGAAGUGCAUGGGUAUGGGCAGGAAUAGUUCGCGCAUUGCAUCGCUUCGUAUUGCCAACAAUUCCAAGGAUCUGAAUAACUACGGCGGCAUGUUAAGCGACGACGACGACGACGUGGAUUGGAGCAUGACCAACGACAGCGGUAACAAGCGCAAACGUCCUCGUAAGGAUCGCAACGGUAUGAAUAAACGCUCGGGCAAGCAGCAGAAGCAACAGGGAAGUGUCGCCGGUAGCAGCGGUAGCGGUAGCAGUUCGCAGAGGAACGGCGAGACAGCUGGCAUUGUUGGCAGCAGCGGCACUGGCGAACACAGCGUACAUAGCAGCAACGAGAACUCACCGUCAAACUACGAGAACAUGUCGAUUAUGGAUAAGCGAGCGCUGCUCAUGCAAAUUUGUGGUGUUGUAUCCGAACACACGAAGAAAGUGUGCACCAGGUCGGUGCGAUGUCCGCAGCACACCGACGAUCAGCGCAAGGAGAUACGCGCUAAUUUAGAAUCCAGCAGUAAUGGCCAGGACAAUCUUCAAGUCGACGUAGACACGUAUGAGGAAAGCGACGGUCAGAAUCUACGAGAUGCGUUGGCACGAUGGGAUCGAGAGGGUUCUAGUCACUCCAGUCCGGCCGAUUCUGCCUCGACCACAUCGACCUCGUCGAUCAGCCGGAAACGGGAGACUAAGUCCAAGGGCAAAGGAAAGGCUUCCUCUAAACGCGAUCGCGGUUCCCCAAUUUCGCAGGGAGACUGAGAAAAGGAGAGCUAUAGGAUUAUUUCUCGAUCUAGAAUUAUUCUAGGGCGGCAACAAAGAAAUAUUGUACAAUAAUGUUCCUACGUGUUGUAAAUAACUCGAAAAUUAUGUAAAUUUUUAGAUAGUGAUAAAA